AUGAGUGCCGAACACGCAACAACUGAAGCGAUGGAAGCCCCAAAGGGAGUGGAGUUCUCAACUUUGAAUGAACCGGAUGGAUCAGGUUGGUCACAAGUGUGGAAGGAUACAGGUAUUGUAUAUCUGAGUGGAGCAUUCGUUGGUGCUACAUCAGGUGCAUUCAGUGGUAUCCGCGAAGCAGGUGUACAGAAGGGUUUCAAGCCACGCAUGAACGCAGUGCUCGAUCAUACAGGCAGUGGAGCUGCCAGACUUGCAAACAACGGUGCUGCCAUGGCACUCACAUUCGGUCUACUUCGCAAGUGUCUCUCAAUCAGUACAGGUCUAGACGAUAAUAGUAUAUUUUGUUCAGUUACAUCAGGUGCCAUGGUUGGUGCCGUCGUCAAAGCGCCAGGUGGUUAUGUAAAGUCAGCGAUUGGAGCAUCGAUAGGUGGAGUCAUUGGUCUGUUCUCAUCACUUGGUCAAGCCAGACGUCCACAAUAUAGAUAA
Messenger RNA from Acytostelium subglobosum LB1, 486 nucleotides. RefSeq lists its product as hypothetical. NCBI's taxonomy places the organism in Eukaryota, Evosea, Eumycetozoa, Acytosteliales, Acytosteliaceae. The transcript is spliced from 2 exons. Bases 1 to 486 code for a protein of 161 amino acids. The record is from RefSeq and is a predicted model, not a curated record.